This is a messenger RNA of Budorcas taxicolor (takin), 2748 nucleotides long. It is a transcript of the gene TATDN2, whose product is annotated as TatD DNase domain containing 2. The coding region runs from base 346 to 2586 and encodes 746 amino acids. The record is from RefSeq and is a predicted model, not a curated record. The transcript has 8 exons. NCBI's taxonomy places the organism in Eukaryota, Metazoa, Chordata, Mammalia, Artiodactyla, Bovidae. Gene Ontology annotation, molecular function: hydrolase activity, acting on ester bonds.
GCCCAGAGGCUGCAGGACUGGCCUCCAAGUGUGGACCUAACAGCGCCCUGUAGCCGUUUGAAGCGCUGACAUCUGCGAAGGGCUUUGUAUUGCAAACUCAAUCCGAGCGCGUCGUAGUUCCGGAAGCGCUUUGACAUCCCCGAAGUAGCGCUGUGCAAACUGAUGCUCUUGGUAAUCGCGGAAGCACGUUGUGGGCUCGGAAACCUAAUCGAAGGAAACCUUUAGUAAAUCCUGGGACCUUCUGGACUUCUCCGAAGCGCUUUGCUAUCGCCGACACACGAAGCGCGUUAGCGUCUCUGAAACCUUGAGAACUGUGAUGGGCAGUGGAAAAGGGGAAAGGUGCCCAUGGCGUCGGAGCGGCGCAAGGUCAAGUACCACUGGAGCAGCACUUCGGAUCGGAGUUCCCGCAAGCGCAGCUGCCUCCGGGAGCCCAGUGAUGUGGCCCCCUCCAGCCGCCCAGCUCACAGCUCUGUGUCGCGUUCAGGAGGGGCCAGCAGCCCCAAGCGCCUGAAAGCCCAGAAGGAGGACGAUGUGUCCUGGGGCUCAUCCCGCCACAAAAGUUCCACCUCUUCCUCGCAUUCCCGCCGCAGAAGUUCCACCUCCUCCUCCUCCUCCCAUUCCUCUGGCCCAGGUGCGGGUGGGGCCGCCUGCAAACGAGGCCUGAUUCCGAGCUCACAGGGGUUCCUUUCGUCAGGGGGAUCCCCUCUGCGCUCUGUCAGACCUUCUCUGGAAGAAAUGGCUUCUCUCGAGGAGGAAGCCUGCAGCCUUAAGGUUGAUUCCAAAGAUAGCCCUCGUAGCUCCGUGGAUUCUGAAUUGGCAGCGGAAGUGGAGGGUCAAAAUGGUACAAUGGAGGAACCACACAAGGUCCAGAAAAGGCAGAGGGAUAGACUUCGAGACCAGGGCUCCGCCAUGAUCUACCUAAAGGCCAUCCAGGGCAUCCUGGGAAAGUCGAUGCCAAAGAGGAAGGGAGAGGCGGCCCCACAGGCAAAACCCCACAUCGCAGAGCGCCCCCGCCGCGGAGAGGGACCAGCCAGGAGUGGCAGCGUGGCUGCUCCUCAGAAAGAGAGAGAGUCCACCGCAGAGGUCAGAGCGGAGGAGGAGGAUGCUGUGCUGGAGAAGAGCAGCUUCUGUGACAGGAGGGUGGUGAUAGACCCUCAGGAGAGACCCAGCGAGGAGCCCCUGCGUGGCCGAAGGGUGCUCACGGAAGAGUGCUCUCCACCCCUGGAGUUUCUGGAUGACUCUGACUCGCAUUUGAAUGGCCAGAAGCCUAAGGACCGGGAGGUGGUGAUGGAGCACACCUCUUCAGGAAGUGACUGGUCCGACGUGGACGAGAUUUCCACGGCCAGGUUCUCUCAGGAGGAGCCCGUCCCCCUGAAACCCUCCGCAGUUCCGGAGGCUUCUGCCUUCCCCACGGACUAUGUCAUGUAUCCAGCUCACCUGUACAGCAGUCCCUGGUGUGACUACGCCAGCUACUGGACCAGUGGUCCCAAGACCCCCGGGUACCCGUCCGUGGGCAGUGGCGGCAGCGACACGACGCAGGCUGGCAGGAGCGGCCGGGGCUCUUCCCCCGCCUCGACGGCGAGCCCCCCGCUCACCUCCAGGGAGCCUGAGGCUGCCAAGGAAGGCAGAUCCCGGAAGUCUCGUUCAUCUCGUUUCUCCAGAAGCUCGGAAGGACACGCGAAGGAGAAAAGAACAUUCCAGGAGGAUGUGCUGCCCCGGCCGGGUGAAGAACCUGCAUCUAGCUCCCUGCCCCGGAGCCGUCGGGAGCCUAGGCUGGAGGGUUUCAUCGACACCCACUGUCACUUGGACAUGCUCUAUUCCAAGCUGUCAUUCAAAGGGACCUUCACCAAGUUCAGGAAGAUUUACAGUAGCUCCUUCCCUAAGGAGUUUCAGGGCUGCAUCUCCGACUUCUGCGAUCCUCGCACCCUGACGGAUGGCCUCUGGGAGGACCUGUUGCAGGAGGAUCUGGUGUGGGGUGCCUUUGGCUGUCACCCGCAUUUUGCACGUUACUACAGUGAGAGUCAAGAAAGAAAUCUUCUGCAAGCCUUGAGGCACCCCAAGGCCGUGGCAUUCGGGGAGAUGGGCUUGGAUUACUCUCACAAGUGCACCACGCCUGUCCCAGAGCAGCACAAGGUGUUUGAGAGGCAGCUACAGCUGGCCGUGUCUCUAAGGAAGCCCUUGGUAAUCCACUGCCGAGAAGCUGAUGAGGAUCUGCUAAAAAUCAUGAAAAAACUUGUGCCUCCAGACUACAAGAUUCACAGGCACUGCUUCACCGGCAGCUACCCGGUCAUCGAGCCCCUGCUGGAGCACUUUCCCAACAUGUCCGUGGGCUUCACAGCCGUCUUGACCUACUCCUCCGCCUGGGAGGCCCGGGAAGCUCUGAAACAGAUCCCGCUGGAGAGGAUCAUCGUAGAGACGGACGCUCCCUAUUUCCUGCCUCGACAGGUUCCCAAGAGCCUUUGCCAGUACGCCCACCCGGGCCUGGCCUUGCACACGGUUCGAGAGAUUGCCAGGGUCAAAGACCUGCCACUCGCCAGCACCCUGGCCACCCUGCGUGAGAACACCCGCCGCCUCUACAGUCUUUAAGGAGGGAGAGUGCCACCAGGAGUCUCCUAGGAAAGGAUGACCAGCGGCCUGACAGGAGAAAGGCCACGUGAGGUCUGCCUGUGGGUCCCCGCUCGAGGAUGUUGGAGAGCCGGCUGGGACAGAGGAAACCCGGACGGGGUGUUUCCUGAGACCUCUGCAGAG